AUGGAAGCUAGAACUCCUGCAGUGCUCUCUCCCUCUCUUUUUUGUGCUGUAUUAUUUGUAUAUGGAUUUGUAACCAGUUAUGAGAGAUACAGUUUGGUUUGCAGAGGUAAGGACACCCGCAGCACCUUCACCAGCCACCUUCAUGCUGCUUUACUUCGAAAGAAACUUGACAUCUACAUAGAUUACAAACUGGAGAGAGGGGAUGAAAUCGGACCUGCCCUUCUAGAAGCUAUUGGGAAGUCAAAGCUUUCGGUGAUAAUUUUCUCAAAAAACUAUGCUUCUUCCACAUGGUGUUUGGAUGAACUCUUGCAUAUACUAGGAUGCAAGGAAGGGGAUGGACAGUUUGUUGUACCCAUUUUUUACGACAUCAGUCCAGCAGAUGUACGAAAACAGCAGGGGAGUUAUGCAUUUGCAUUUGCUCAACUUGAAGAACGUUUCAAGGACUGUAUGGACAAGGUGCUUGAGUGGAGGGAUGCUUUGGAGAAAGCUGCCAACCUAUCUGGUUUUGAUAAUUUAAACAAAGCCGGGACAGAGGCCGAUUUCAUUGAGGAAGUUGUCCAAGUUAUAUUGACCAAAUUGAAUUGCAAACAGUCAAGUGAUUGUACGGGCCUUGUUGGAAUUGAAACCAAAAUCGAGGAAAUUGAGUCGUUAUUAUGCAUUGAUUCACCAGAUAUUUUGACUGUAGGUAUAUGGGGAAUGGGUGGUAUAGGCAAGACCACCCUUGCUGGUGCUUGUAUUUAA
Pyrus x bretschneideri (Chinese white pear) is the source of this 741-nucleotide messenger RNA. RefSeq names its product disease resistance protein Roq1-like. The transcript has 4 exons. Bases 1 to 741 code for a protein of 246 amino acids. NCBI's taxonomy places the organism in Eukaryota, Viridiplantae, Streptophyta, Magnoliopsida, Rosales, Rosaceae. The record is from RefSeq and is a predicted model, not a curated record. Gene Ontology annotation, biological process: signal transduction; defense response.